Messenger RNA from Scatophagus argus, 2013 nucleotides. It is a transcript of the gene pdzk1ip1, whose product is annotated as PDZK1 interacting protein 1. The coding region runs from base 177 to 680 and encodes 167 amino acids. The record is from RefSeq and is a predicted model, not a curated record. The transcript has 6 exons. Lineage: Eukaryota; Metazoa; Chordata; Actinopteri; Scatophagidae.
UUGUGAGCUGGAGUUAAACAUUAACUGAAGCUUUGCUGACCCGCUGCUUCACCUGAAACGCACUAACUACACCUGAAGCGCCGAUCGGCUCUCAGUUUCCUCUCAGACUUCGGGCUUAACUCCUGUUUUGUUCCUCACCACGUUGUUUUGUCUUCAGUCAGAGCAGAGAAGCUGCGAUGGAAAAGCUGCCAGCCAUUUCCUGUUUGCUGCUGGCGGUCGAAGCAGUGACGGCUCAGACAGCUCAGACUCAGAUUGCACGUCUGCUGCCUCAGUGGCUCACUGGCAUCAUUGCGGUCUCCGCCUUCCUCUUCCUGGUCUUCGUCACGUUCCUGGUGAAAAGGGCCUGGUGUGACACGUCCAGCAGGGAGAAGACCACCGAGUCAGUGCGAGAAAAUCAAUUCGUCCUGACCGACAGAGUGACCUUCCCCUCCAGCGUGGACUCGGCCAGGGAGAAGACCAAAGAGCCAGUGAGCGAAAAUGUGGCCAACGAAAACCACUACGCCUCCAGCCUGGACCUCAUCAGAGAGAAGACCACAGAGUCAGCGAGACAAAAUGAAUCAGUUGGGACCGAAGAAGGCGACUACGCCACCAGCCUGAACCUUGUCAGGAGCAAAGACAACCCAAAAGCCUUCGACAACCCAGCGAUGGACAGCACUGACAGCAUAGUUUCCAGCAUGUGACCUCCUGCGCGUCAUCGUCACGAAGUGUGGACACAAAACACACAGAAAAUUCUGCUUUAUAACUAAUUCUGUUGAUAGAUGAUGUUUGUUUCGUCGUAGCUGUUGCCCCACACGGGUGGAGCUCACAGUGAGGAACUUCAGAUGUCAUCCAUGUUGAAUUUACCCACAAAUAUUUUCUCCAACUGAUUUUCUCUGUUUGUAUCUUCAAAUGGGAUGAUGUGGCUCAUCGGUCACUUUGCGAUGCAGAUAGUUGGCGUGUUUGCAUGUGUUCCUGCGUCACGUGUGGAUGCAGAGAUUCAGCCAAGCAGACGUCCGUCCUCAUUAAUGAGUCAUCUUUUCUAACAAGCUGCCGUCUCGACUCUCAUUACUGAUCAGUGAAACAAUGACCCGCCUCUAAUAAUUAGUGAAGUCUCCUCUUAAAGAAGCAGCAGCUUCUCUAAAGUCCAGUCCAAACACACUCAAGCUCGCACUCCGGCAGGGCACAUCGUGCUUUUAAUAAAACACACAUCAUUUAGCACAGCGAAGACGAUCAAUAAUCAGAACAGACAGAUCGUUCACAACAUUUGCACAGCUGGUUCAGCAGGCACAUCAGAGCCUCUUUGGGUCCCCGAAAUGGAAUCUGAUCUGAUCUGAUCUGAUCUGAUCUGAUCUGUGUGGGGAUGUCGGGUGAAGGACUUUGGUUCAGAGGCCGAGCUGCAUGUUUCAGCCUUUAACGGUUUCUCCAAGUUAGAGUGUGAGCAGCGAAUCUACUGGCCGUUAUCGGUGUGUCUGUGGUCUGAUCAGUGAUCGGCAGAGAAACAUCAGAGAUGUGUUUAGUCUUUCAGCAAUGCACUGUAAAAUGUCCCAAACUACAACAACUUACAACAAGAAAUCACACCGAGUCUGCAGCUGCAUCUCACCUCAUCUGGGAAAAAAGACCACGAGGACUUUCUGUCCAAUUCUUCUGUCAAACUUGAUCAAAAUGUCUCGCAAAUAAUAUCUGCCUCAUUCUGUGUUAGCUGGACUUCAGACUCUGAAACCUGGUUCAGUAUGUAGCAUCAUGACAGUUUGCAAAACAGUGACAAAAUUUACCCACAGACUUCAUGUACACGGACACAUAUUUUACAGUUUGUCGACCGUGACGGCACAAGUCGAAGAUAGACAAUUCGAGUCCACGUACAUGAAUUUCGUCAGCUGAUUUUUAUCCUCUGUGUGGUGCGAAACACUGACAUGCUGGUUGUGAGUCAUGGAAUCCUGUGGGUUUAUUUUUGAUUAUUUGACAAACUGCUGUGAUGCUGUGUUAUGAUGAUAUAACAUAUGUGUAACAUAUCCGCAUUAAAAUGUCCAAAAAUGG